AUAAAAGCGCAUUCGGGUCUCAUGGCGAUCACACUCGAAAUCUCAUCACGCUCCUCCAUUGGAUCGACAGGAUUCGAGCCAUCCGCACGACAAAAUGAAAUUCCUCAUUGUGACCCUCGCUUUAGCCGCCGUCGCUCUGGCCCAACAUCAACAACAGCCAGUGGCCAUCCUGAAGCAAGCGCAGGACAUCUCGCCGGAAGGAGCCUACAGUUACACCUAUGAGACUGAGAACGGAAUUGCCGCUUCCGAGCAGGGCUCGCUGCAGCACGUUGGACCCAAGAACGAUCCUGCGAUCGUCGCCCAAGGUAGCUUCCAAUACACCGCUCCCGAUGGCACUCCCAUUGCCGUCUCGUACGCGGCCGACGAGAACGGCUUCCAUCCGCAGGGUGCCCAUCUACCAGUCGCUCCAGCAGUGCCCGAGUUGAUCCAGAGGGCUGUCGCGUACGUUCUAGCCCAUCCGCAGCCCGAGAACCAGCAAUAAAUUAUUAUCGAUGACGUUUAGCAACAUCUCCGGACAAAGCGCCUACCUCUCGAGCCACUCAAACUAUAGAGAUACAAACUGUUUCCUUAAUAUAUAAAUAUAAAUAUUUAAGAAAC
Messenger RNA from Wasmannia auropunctata (little fire ant), 597 nucleotides. RefSeq names its product endocuticle structural glycoprotein SgAbd-8-like. NCBI's taxonomy places the organism in Eukaryota, Metazoa, Arthropoda, Insecta, Hymenoptera, Formicidae. The record is from RefSeq and is a predicted model, not a curated record. Bases 95 to 481 code for a protein of 128 amino acids. Gene Ontology annotation, molecular function: structural constituent of chitin-based larval cuticle. Gene Ontology annotation, cellular component: chitin-based extracellular matrix. The transcript is spliced from 2 exons.